This is a messenger RNA of Myxocyprinus asiaticus (Chinese sucker), 1157 nucleotides long. RefSeq names its product meiosis expressed gene 1 protein homolog. The transcript has 4 exons. Lineage: Eukaryota; Metazoa; Chordata; Actinopteri; Cypriniformes; Catostomidae. The coding region runs from base 163 to 441 and encodes 92 amino acids. Gene Ontology annotation, cellular component: nucleus. The record is from RefSeq and is a predicted model, not a curated record.
GAACUAGCACAUUGAAUGAUUAGCUUUUGAUCACACUGGAUAACAUCAUCUUUCGAAUUACUGCACUGCAGCCACCCUUUUACUACAUCCGACAAAUGACAGAAUGUUGAUCGGCGGCUGUGUGGAGUUCCGACCAUCUGCAGAGGCGGUAUUUCGGAAAACAUGUCCUGCUCAGUUUUAUUGGACAGCAAUGCCAAACCAAAGUCCAUGAGUCGAGCCAAGCAGUGGACAGGUGAGGUGGAGAACCUGUACAGAUUCCAGCAAGCUGGAUACAGAGAUGAGCUGGAGUACAGACAAAUCAAGCAAGCGGAGAUUGACCGCUGGCCAGAGACCGGGUUUGUGAAGAAGCUUCAGCGGCGAGAUAACACAUUCUACUAUUAUAACAGAAAACGAGAGUGUGAAGACAGAGAGGUCCAUAAAGUGAAAGUAUAUACAUACUGACAUCCCGACCAAACCAGCACUUAUGCCAAUUGAAUAUUUUUUUUUAACCAUUGUCUUUGUCUUAAAAUCCAUGAGCCGAGAUUGUUUAUCUUUGCAAUCUGAAUAAUUUUUUUUUUAUGUGAACUAACUAUAUAAAGGUGAAUGACCAGUCUGCUUUUCCACCUUACAAUUCUUAUGCUUCAAACCAGCAGUUAAACGUAGACAUAUUUAAUAUAUCCUACUUUCCCCCCUGCUAUUACAAUUGUAUACAUAAGUGAUCAAAUUUUAGAACAUUAUAAAAAAUAUUAAUUGGAAAGCACUUGUGCAAUAGAGUCCUAUCAUAACUGUGUAUAUGUCUUUCUUGCUCUCAGGUUUUUAAAAUGUUGUCUUUGACUGGAAGUUUAUGAAGCACAACAUUUAAAAAGACAAGCUCCACAAACCAUGUGGCCAAAAAACCUUUAAUGGCAUGGACAUACAGUAAUAGAGUAAUCAAUUAAUGUGCAAUAUUAUAAUAUUAAUACCAAAACUGUUUGAGGCAAUGAAGUGGGUAAGAAUGAAUACAGCGUUGUUAAUUGAUUUUUCAUGAGAUUACACAUUUUGGCAUUAAAGGAAUAGUUCACCCAAAAAUGUACUCACCCUCAUGCCAGAUGUGUGUGAUUUCCUUUUUUCUGCAGAACACAAACAACGAUUUUUAGAAGAAUAUCUCAGCUCUGUUGGUUAUUUCAAUGCAAGUGAAU